This is a messenger RNA of Aspergillus thermomutatus, 1428 nucleotides long. RefSeq names its product trehalose-6-phosphate synthase. Gene Ontology annotation, biological process: trehalose biosynthetic process; cellular response to heat. Gene Ontology annotation, cellular component: cytosol; alpha,alpha-trehalose-phosphate synthase complex (UDP-forming). The record is from RefSeq and is a predicted model, not a curated record. The transcript has 5 exons. Gene Ontology annotation, molecular function: catalytic activity. Bases 1 to 1428 code for a protein of 475 amino acids. Lineage: Eukaryota; Fungi; Ascomycota; Eurotiomycetes; Eurotiales; Aspergillaceae.
AUGGCGGCUGAAGACCAGAAAAAGCGCGGCUUGAUCAUAGUCUCCAACCGUCUUCCCCUCUCGCUCAAGAAGGUCGAUGGAAAUUUCGAGGCCAGUCUCUCCAGUGGUGGACUGGUAACAGCCCUGUCUGGCUUGACCAACUCAACGACGUUCAAAUGGUUCGGCUGGCCAGGAAUCAACAUACCAGAUCCCGAGGAGCAGAAGAGUGCAGCAGAAUCUCUGGGAGAGAAAGGCGCCAAAGGCAUCUUUCUGGAGGAGGAGCUGGGACAUGCUCAUUAUAACGGAUUCUCGAAUUCCAUUCUCUGGCCAAUCCUCCACUACCAAUCCGGUGUUGACUUCAACGAGGAAUCCUGGAAGGCCUACAAGCGCGUCAAUGAGAUCUUCGCCGAUACGGUCGCCAACGAAGCACAAGAUGGCGAUCUCAUUUGGGUGCACGAUUACCAUCUCCUGCUGUUGCCUGCGCUUCUUCGCGAACGCCUCAAGAGCCAGGGGAAGAAUUGUCCGAUUGGCUUCACGCUGCACACUCCCUUCCCUGCAGGGGACUUCUGGCGCGCGCUGCCUAUUGAGAAGGAUCUGCUCAAGGGUGUUCUUGCUUGCGAUGUGAUAGGGUUCCAUACUGAAGAGUACAAGCGUAACUUCACUGAGGCUUGCGAAAAGAGCCUGGGCGCUCGCACUACCGGCAGCAAUGAAAUCCAGUUCGAAAAUCAUCGUGCUCAUGUGGGUGUAUUUGUCGUUGGCAUCGACCCCCAGAAGUUUGACGAUGCGUUGAAAGACGAAGCGGUCGUCAAACGUAUCCAGGAGCUGGAUGAGGAGUACAAGGACAAGAUUGUCAUUAUCGGCGUGGAUCGGCUGGACUACACCAAGGGUCUGGUGCAGAAGCUCCAGGGAUUCGAAGAGUUUCUGAAGGAGCACCCCGAGCUCGCGAAGGUCGUCUUGAUUCAAGUUGCUGUUCCCAGUCGAGAGGACGUCAAGGAGUACCAGGAACUAGAAACCGAGAUAUCCACGCUCGUCGGGAAGAUCUGUGGGACCUAUGCCACCCCGGAGGGCGUACCGCUGAUCUACAUCCACCGUUCCGUGUCCUUCCCCGAGCUGACAGCGCUGUACUGCGUCGCCAAAGCCUGUCUCAUCACGUCUCGGCGGGACGGAAUGAACCUCGUGGCCUCUGAAUACGUCGCCUGUCAGGAAAAUCGAUGGGGGGUGCUGGUGCUCUCGGAACUGGCGGGCGCAGCGUCUUUCAUGCACCAUGGGAGUGUCACCUUCCAUCCAUCCAGCACGCAUGAACUGGCCAAUGCCAUCCACCAGGCGGUCACCAUGGACGAGGAGGAGAAGAAGGAGCGAUACCAAAGGCUGCGCGAAUUCGUCACGACUAACACGAGUGCCAAAUGGGGCGAGACCUUUGUGGAUGCCCUCGCAAAGCAGUCGUCUUGA